Molecule: messenger RNA, 642 nt
Organism: Dentiscutata erythropus
Lineage: Eukaryota; Fungi; Glomeromycota; Glomeromycetes; Diversisporales; Gigasporaceae
Source: the annotation of a GenBank genome assembly
AUGAAAAAAGAAGAAUUCUUUGAAAUUAAAAAAAAAUAUAGGACCAAAAUCACAUUUUCUGAUGAUUUAUUAGAUGAUAUUAUUGGAUUAUUGAUGUGUAAUUAUCCACAAAAUAUUAAAAAAUCACCGUUUAGGUUAGGAAACUAUCAAAAAUCUCAAAUCAUAAAGAAUUAUCAAGAUUUCUUGGAAAUUUCAUCCUGGAUUGAUAAUGAUAAAGGAAAGAAUUCAUUUAGAUUUGAUCUUAUUUUCGAUAAUACAUUUUUUGGCAGUAAUUUUAACGUAACAUCGUUCCAUACUAUAUGUAAUGGAACAUUUUCUACUAUCACUUUCUUUGAUCUAAACGGGUUGAUUGUUGGUGGGUAUAAUCCUCUCGGUUGGUCUAAUGACAACAAAUAUAAAUCAAGUGAUUGUAGUUUUAUUUUUGCCUAUAAUGGUGAUAAUUUAAAAAAUACAACGAUAUCCCGUGCUAUAGAAAAUGGGAAAGUGAUUGGACAAAAUAAAAACUAUGGUCCUUGGUUUGGUGAAGGCCCAGAUCUUGUUGUCCGGCAUAAUGCAAAACAAAUUGAAAUGAAAUCUAAAACAUACAACAAAUUGUUUGAUUUGGAAGGAAAUUAUCCAUUUCGUAAUAUAGAAGUUUUUAAA